Messenger RNA from Nerophis ophidion (straightnose pipefish), 12691 nucleotides. RefSeq names its product glucuronic acid epimerase b (gene glceb). The transcript has 6 exons. The record is from RefSeq and is a predicted model, not a curated record. The coding region runs from base 305 to 2077 and encodes 590 amino acids. Lineage: Eukaryota; Metazoa; Chordata; Actinopteri; Syngnathiformes; Syngnathidae. Gene Ontology annotation, molecular function: heparosan-N-sulfate-glucuronate 5-epimerase activity. Gene Ontology annotation, cellular component: Golgi apparatus. Gene Ontology annotation, biological process: heparan sulfate proteoglycan biosynthetic process.
GCAGACGCUUCACUGCGCGGCUCCGCGGCCAGUCGCUGUAGUGCCGGAGAGGCGGCGUGACCACCCCGUCCCUUCCAUGGCUGAUUCCGCCUUGGGUCAAGUGUGGAGCUUUUAAACUCAACCGCCAGACGAACACCAACUACCGCCAGCGACCCCGAGCACGAUUAAUCUUUGUGCCGUUUAUCACCUUUAAUGCAGCAGGUGGCCUGUUAACAACUAGCAAAAAGCCUCGAUGGUGAGCUUGGCUACGAUGUGCGGCCACUUGACGGUUUCUUUGUGAGAGGACUGAAGGUCAGCUGUGACCAUGCGUUGCCUGGCUGCUCGUGUCAACUAUAAGACCCUCAUUGUCAUCUGCGCUCUUUUCACACUCCUCACUGUCUUGCUGUGGAAUCGCUGCUCCACUAACACCUCCUUACGUUUCCUGCCUCGGGCUGCUUUGGUGGCACCCAGUCCCAAAGGUGGUGACGCGAGCAGUCAACAACACCCUCCACAACCUCCAGAACCCCCACCGAUUGUUAGUGGGAGCAAGUAUGAGGACAUCGACUGCCUGAUUAAUGAUGAAUCCACAGUCAAAGGCCGACGUGAGGGUGGAGAGAUCUACAUGCCUUUCAGUUGGAUGGAAAAGUACUUUGAGGUGUAUGGAAAAGUAGUGCAGUAUGAUGGCUAUGAUCGCUUCGAGUUUCAGCAUAGUUACUCGAAGGUGUACGCUCAACGGGAGCCCUAUCAUCCCAAUGGUGUCUUCAUGUCAUUUGAAGGUUACAAUGUGGAGGUCCGGGAUCGAGUCAAGUGCAUAAGUGGAGUGGAAGGUGUUCCUCUGUCUACUCAAUGGGGUCCUCAGGGCUACUUCUAUGCCAUCCAGAUUGCCCAGUACGGCUUGAGCCAUUACAGCAAAAACCUGACCGAGCGUGCACCUCACGUGGUGGUCUAUGAUACCGCCGAGGAGAGAGAUAACAGGAUCAGCUCUGCAACAUGGGCUGUGCCAAAGGGCGGAAGUCUCAGCCGUGUCUACGACAAGAGCCGCGCUUCCUCAGUCCGACAGUUUAGUGCUCCAGAGUCCUCGGGGGGCGUAUCACUCCCGCUAGAUAACACCAAAGACUUCAUCCUCAGCUUGGACAUAAAGUUCACCUCCAACGGCAGUUUGUCGGUCAUCCUCGACACUACAGAGAAAGGCUCGCCGUUCACUAUCCACUAUGUUACCAAUACGCAGCUCAUCGCGUUUAAAGACCGUGAAAUCACCUAUGGAAUAGGGCCACGUACCAUCUGGACCUCCCUGACACGCGACCUGGUCACAGACCUCAGGAAAGGUGUCGGUUUGUCGAACACCAAGGCUGUGAAAUCCACUAAGAUCAUGCCCAGGCGAGUUGUGCGACUACUACUACAUGGGCGGGGCUUUGUUGACAACAUCACGAUCUCCACCACAGCCCACAUGGCCGCCUUCUUUGCUGCCAGCGACUGGCUGCGACGCAACCAGGACGAACGAGGCGGUUGGCCCAUCAUGGUCACGCGGAAAUUGGGCGAGGGCUUCCGGCCACUAGACCCGGGCUGGUACUCGGCCAUGGCCCAGGGCCAGGCCAUGUCCACCCUGGUGAGAGCCUAUCUCCUCACCAAGGACCAGGCUUACCUCAAUGCUGCACUCAAGGCAGUGGGACCCUAUAAGGUUCCCUCAGCGCAGCAUGGGGUCAAAGCUGUAUUUAUGAACAAAUAUGACUGGUAUGAAGAGUAUCCCACCUCACCCAGUUCCUUUGUCCUCAACGGCUUCAUAUAUUCCCUGCUGGGACUCUACGACUUGAGCGAGACAGCUGGCGAGAAGCUCGGCAGGGAAGCCGGGCAGCUGUUAAGCCGCGGCAUGGAGUCUCUGAAAGCCAUGCUGCCGCUCUUUGACACCGGGUCAGGGAGUAUUUAUGACCUGCGCCACUUCAUGUUGGGCACUGCGCCCAAUUUGGCUCGCUGGGACUAUCACACCACGCACAUUAACCAGCUGCAGCUGCUGGCAUCCAUCGAUAGCUCGCCCAUCUUUAAGGAAGUGGUAAAGCGCUGGAAAGGCUACUUGAAAGGAAUCCGUGCCAAGCACAACUAGAGCGACAAGAGGGUGAAUACUCUUUGUGUGACUGGAUGGUUGACUGAAUGUGAAAAGGAAGCAUAUAUUGUAUGCCUGUAGGUGUUGGAGUGGAGGUUUACAAUCCUCAGAAUGGGUUUGGCGUAGCUGAAGGCCUCUUAGAAAUACAGACCUUGUGUGCUCUGUUGCAGGUGUUUUGUUCUCUCAAGCACUGAUAGUAGCACACAUAGUUUUCUUCAGCUAGUAUUUGUAAUGAUGCACAGACUUAGUUUACGACAUACAAGUUUUUUUUUUUUUUGGUUCCCAGGAAAGACCCUUCUGUGUUGUGCUUUUUUUAAAUCUAGUACGGUAGUACCUUAACUUACAAGCGUGGUUUUGUGAUGGAGCUUUUAAGGGAAACUGCACUUUUUAAAAACAUUUUGCCCAAAGUUCACAAUCAUUAUAAAAGACAUGACAACGGAGGGUUGUUUUAUUCAUUCUAGAUAUGAACUAAAUGUGAUCAAAAGUCCACUUACAAUGGAGCUUUUAGUAGUUGCUCUAUUCUGCCAUCAUCCAAACACAUCCAUUAAGGUGUUAUAUACAUGAUGUAAGUAUAUAUGUAAUGUAGAAAAAAUCACAUUUAUAUUAUCAUUUAAUAUUUACGUAUUUUGAUUUAUUUUGAUCCAUCCAUCCAUCUAUUUCUACCGCUUAUUCCCUUUUGGUGCACGGGGGGCGCUGGUGUCUAUCUCAGCUACAAUCAGGCGGAAGGCGGUGUACACCCUGGACAAGUCGCCACCUCAUCGUCAUCGCAGGGCCAACACAGAUAGACAGACAACAUUCACACUCGCAUCCAAACUCUAGGGCCGAUUUAGUGUUGUCAGUCAACCUAUCCCCAGGUGCAUGUUUUUGGAAGUGUGAAAAAGCCGGAGUACCCAGAGGGAACCCACGCAGUCACGGGGAGAACAUGCAAACUCCACACAGAAAGAUCCCUAGCCCGGGAUUGAACUCAGGACCUUGGUAUUGUGAGGCAGACGCAUUACUCCCUCUUCCAUUAUGUUGCCCCGUAUUUUGAUCAUUUAAAGCAUAUGCGAUGCAUUAAUUAAAAAAAAAAAAAAAGCGUCAAAAUGUUCACUUUUUUUAAUUUACAGCAUCACUGAUUAUUACACACUGCAGACUUCAUGAAAGUCGACAAACAUAAUUAAAAAUCUCUUACUGUGCAAUGUAUGCUGUCGUUAGAAUGCCGACUGAUAAAUUCUUGUUACCGGUAUAUUCCUGUUUGGAUGAAGAAUGACUCAUAAUCCUCGUGUCUUUUAGUGAUUUACUCACAAUUUCUCGGAUCCCCAUUCGGCUGCCAAAGUGUUCCAACUUGUCGGAAUACCUCGUCAGCCUUCUUCUGUCGAGGUGAAAUGCAUGAUUUGUCAUCUAGAAUACAUUUCCAAGAAGCAAAGAAGCGAGGACACACCUCACCAAUCAAUCAUGUCGACAUUGCACAAAAUCUUUGUAAUCACGGCGCCGCCAUAAAAAGUUUGUCUGUGUUAGCGCUUAUAACAAUAUCACCAAUACUUGGUUAAUAUUCAAGUCACAAGAUGUAAAUGGAGUAUUUUUGGCCAAUUAAUUGAAUGAAUUUUUUUUUUUUUUUCUCUAUUUUAUUGGUGAAAUCAAGGACCUCCCAUUGGCUACCUUAUAAGCAGACUUUUAUUUACGUUUUAUUCAGAAUUUAGAAUGCAUCCAAAAAAAAUGCAUCCGUCAUGUAUUUCAAAAUGAUUGUGAACGAUAAGCAAAAUCCCCCCCUCAAAAAAGUGAAGUUCCCCUUUAACUCCAAACAGUUGUACCCCAAAUCAACAUCUCUUAUUGAAAUGAAUUUAGAUACAUUUAAUUGGUGCUUGACCCCACAAAACAGCACAUUUUUAACGUGUACAAUGAGUUUUAAAAAUGAAAAAGUUGUAGUAUAGAAUGUACUCCAAAUUACCUUAUGAGGUAAUUUAUGAAUAAUGUACAUUUACCUUGGAGAGAGGACUUCUACAGUAUCUCUAUCGAGCUGCUUUUCCAUAUUUUCAUGGAUAAAUGUCCACCGUUUAGAUAUUAUUCUUGGCUGGCGUUAGACUCAUUCUGCUUCAAAGCGGUGAGGGCUAGGAGUGAUGCGCCAAAUUGCUUCGCCAAGCUGCCAACACGCGUGAUCCCGCUUUUCAGUCCAGGUGCUACUGUAAUUGGUAAAGCACACCACAUUUGAAGGGUAUCGAUUGGGAUUCAGCUGUAUUUUCCCCCAUUUCAUCUCAUAAUGACAACACUGUAAAUAUUAUAUCGAAUGCAUCGCAAUCCCACACACAUCUUUUUUAAACCUUAUUUCCUAUAGUCUGUCUAGAAUUUAGUUAGCUGUAUGCUAACAUUGACAGAUAAGCUAAAAAAUGCAGACUUAGUAAAGCAGGUGUUUGCCUUUCUGGAGACCACUUAAUGGAUGUAUCAAAUGUUUUGGGUCUUAAGGUGAAUACACUUACUUACUAUACAGUAUUAGGGGAUUUUUUUUUUUUUUUCAGUUUACCCGACACAUGAAACAUGACAAAUUGGGGGGUUGCACUACCCACUUAAGCCACCCAAGGGUUAAAUAUCUUAAAAUGUGUUUUGUAGCAAUUCCAACUUCAACCACGUCUGGUGCUAUUUAGACAAGUUUUCCAUCAUUUUAAGCAGACUGCAUUGCAAAAUGAGUAACCCUCCCCUUCCUCUCACACGUAUGGAUCCCUUCCCGGCAGUAAUAAGAGACACGUGCGAUGCAUCGUCAGUUGUUAAUAUUAUUUAAGUUGACAAACAGCUUAUUGUGCCUGCACAAAAUGGACAGAUAACAUAGGGGUGAAUUAAUCUUGCAAACCAGCUCUUUAGUAUUUAAUUUCCAUUAUCAAAGCCGGCAAGACACUACUUUGCAAAUAGUCUUUCAGGGUUCUAUUCUACAAUUUGCUUAAGUGAAAAAAGGUGCGUAACUGUGACUCAAGUCUUGUUACUCUGCGCCUUCAUGCAUGAUGCGCACUCUCAAUGGAGCAACCUUAAAAAUGAGGUUCCCUAUCAAAUCUGGCCUAUUUGCGUAGUCUCUCAUCCGCUUAAUUACUUUUGCUUGUAUUUGUUUCCUAGGCUGGAAUAAAUCCAAGGUGAAACAUUGUAUUGCACUUGAAGUCUGGAUACUGUGUACGCCACACAGGAAAAAUGACAAAAGAAACUUCCAGAAAACUAUCAAAUCUAUUCUGGCCCCUUCAAUGGAGACACACGGAAAUAUCCGUUGAGAUAGGGAUAAAAGGACCAAAACACAGUUCUAAAUUAACGAUCAAAAUACAAAUUGCUCAUCAAUGUCUUGAGAGUUCGACCACAGCAGAGGGGGACUGUGCGCAUAUCAUUUGAGUUUGGAUGACCUGGACUAACAGAUGUUCAUUGCAUUUGGAUUAUCCAUCCAUCCAUUUUCUACCGCUUAUUCCCUUUUGGGGUCGCGGGGGGCUAUGUCACUAUUUAAUAGAAAUUACAUACAGUACAGGCAGAAAGUUUGGACGCACCUUCUCAUUUCAAUGCAUUUUUUUAUUUUCAUGACUAUUUACAUUGUCACUGAAGGCAUCAAAACUAUGACACCUGUGAAGUGAAAACCCUUUCAGGUGAACCUCUUGAAGCUCAUCAAGAGAAUGCCAAGAAUGUACAAAACAGUAAUCAGAGCAAAAGGGUGCCUAUUUUGAAGAAACUAGAAUAUAAAACAUAUUUUCAGUUAUAUCACCUUUUUUUUGUUACGAACAUAACUCCACGUGUUCAUUUAUAGUUUCGAUGCCUUCAGUGACAACCUACAAUGCAAAUAGUUAUGAAAAUAAAGAAAACCCAUUGAAUGAGAAGGUGUGUUCAAACUUUUGGCCUGUACUAUGUAUAACGUAGAGCAGGGGUCACCAACCUUUUUGAAACCAAGAGCUACUUCUUGGGUACUGAUUAAUGCGAAGGGCUACCAGUUUGAUACACACUUAAAUAAAUUGCCAGAAAUAGCCAAUUUGCUCAAUUUACCUUCUAAUAAAUAAAUCUAUAUGUAUAUAUAUAUUUAAAAAAUGGGUAUUUCUGUCUGUCAUUCCGUCGUACAUUUGUUUUCCUUUUACGGAAUGUUUUUUGUGGAGAAUAAAUGAUGAAAAAAACACUUAAUUGAACGGUUUAAAAAAAGGGGGAAACACGAAAAAAAAUUAAAAUUUAAUUUUGAAACAUAGUUUAUCUUCAAUUUCGACUCUUUACAAUUAAAAAAAAAUUCAACCGAAAAAUAUGAAGUUAAAAACUAACUAAUUUGCAUCUCUUUGAAAAAAUUAAAAAUAAAAUUAAUGGAACAUCAUUAGUAAUUUUUCCUGAUUAGGAUUAAUUUUAGAAUUUUGAUGACAUGUUUUAAAUAGGUUAAAAUCCAAUCUGCACUUUGUUAGAAUAUAUAACAAAUCAGACCAAGCUAUAUUUCUAACAAAGACAAAUAAUUUUUUCUUCUAGAUUUUCCAGAACAAAAAUUUUAAAAGAAAUUCAAAAGACUUUGAAAUAAGAUUUAAAUUUGAUUCUACAGAUUUUCUAGAUUUGCCAGAAUAAUUUUUGGGAAUUUUAAAUCAUAAUAAGUUUGAAGAAAUAUUUCCCAAAUAUUCUUUGUCGAAAAAACAGAAGCUAAAAUGAAGAAUUAAAUUAAAAUGUAUUUAUUAUUCUUUACAAUAAAAAAAAAAAAACUUGAACACAGAUUUAAAUUGUCAGGAAAGAAGAGGAAGGAAUUUAAAAGGUAAAAAUGUAUAUGUGUUUAAAAAUCCUAAAAUAAUUUUUAAGGUUGUAUUUUUUCUCUAAAAUUGUCUUUCUGAAAGUUAUAAGAAGCAAAGUAAAAAUAAAUAAAUGAAUUUAUUUAAACAAGUGAAUACCAAGUUUUUAAAUUAUUUUCUCAAAUUUUCAAAUUCUAUUUGAGUUUUGUCUCUCUUAGAAUUAAAAAUGUCAAGCAAAGUGAGACCAGCUUGCUAGUAAAUAAAUAAAAUUUAAAAAAUACAGGCAGCAAUUUGAGCUAUUUUUAGAACAGGCCAGCGGGCGAAUCAUCUGGUCCUUACGGGCUACCUGGUGCCCGCGGGCACCGCGUUGGUGACCCUUGAUGUAGAGUCUAUCAUAUGAUUUAAUUGGUUUGACAGUUAAUUUCAGAUGUCACACACCCCUGCGUAAGGACAUGCACACAAACAGCUGUUUACACCCAUCUGUCAUGGCUUCGCGAACAUUUGCACUAAACAUAACUCUUAACAUCACAAAUAGCAUCAUAAUAGGUAAACAUAAAUAUUAUCUACAGAUUAUUAUUCAAAACCAGUCAGGAAGAAGAAGCUGUUGUAGCGUGCAUACACACACUACGUCACUGCCUGGAUGAAUGCAGCCUUUUUUAAUUUUAAGUGUUCUCUUUUUUCAUGGAUUUCCGUGACAUGCACGAAUGUUAGGAAAACCCGACACUCCACAAUUUUCACACAGCCCCCCCACCAAAAAAAAAGUUUGCUUCAUUAGUAAUGAGCCCGCCUUCAUUCCCGACCGAAGCACUUUUGCUUAAUCUCAAACAGGACAAUAUGGUCCUUAAGUGUGUUGGUGCCAGUUUGUGGAGGCGGGUGUUGUUGGUUGAUAGAAAUGUUUUCUGUCCAUGCAAUACAAUGUGGGCAGCAAAGGCUUACUAUGAUUUCAACAUUAUAUAAAAAAAACAAACAUUAAGCCUGAGGUGAAUUGUUGACAGACUUAAGUUUUUCCUUGGUGCAUUAACCUUAAUCUUUUUGAACAAGCCUAGCCCAGUAUGAUAAGACGGAAGCUUGCCAAUAAACCAUCUUCUAGUCAGGAGAGCUUGCCCGUGGUAAUGCGUGAGUCAGCAGAACAAUUGAGAGGCUUUGAGUUGAUGUAGCGCAAAUAUCCUCAAUGGAAGCAGAGGAGCCAGUAAUCGGGGUCAGUCUGCUUUCAGCAGGAAGGAAGUCAGAAAGUGAAUGUUUUAUUAUGCGCAUCGGAAUUGUCUUGACCAUCAGAACAAAACUGCGUACAGAUAUAUGUAAAGUAAGAUGACAACGGCGUAGUAUUGUGUGCAGUCCGAGUCCCUUGGGUUACAAUAGUAUUGCGAUAACUAUAAUAUCAUGAUACAGUGCUACCUUGGUUUUUGUUGGAUCAAUUGUACAAAGACCAAAGCAAUUUUUUUCCUUCAGAAAUAAUGUCAAUCCAAUCUCUUCCAGACUGUAAUUGAUUAUAGUUGUGGUUUUUAGAGGAAUCUUUGGGCAUCUAACUGUCAGAGUUAGUUUGUGACGAACCCCAGGAUGCAGAGAAGGAGGCAGGCAUUUUGCUGGUAAACAUGAUUUAAUUAAAAUACUAGGACAAGAACAAACAAAAAGGGUACUAACAAAAAACGCGCCCUGGGUGGAUAACAAACUAAAAGAGCUAGGAUGGGAGCUAGAAAACAAAAGGAGCUUAGCAUGGAAACUAGCAAAAACAAAAGGGCCUAGCGCGGAAGCUAGCGGGUAACGAGCAGGAAAACAGAAGUCGUACUUGUAAUAUGAAAACAAACUGGAAGCGGGGAACAAAAAACAGUAAGCUACAAACAUCUAACGAACGUAGCUUACCGCUACGCUGCAAUGACAAGCCCAGUAGGAACGACAGGUAGAACUGAUAUUGACACGACACGACAAUACAGAAGCGACAAUAAUCCAGCGCAGACUGGAGGAGAAAACAGGUCUAAACAGGAGCGGGCUGAUUGACACCAGGUGUGGCCAGGUGCCAAUCAGCCGCAGCUGAGGGGACACAGCACUCAGGGAGAAAGACAGGAAACCAACAAAAUAAGAGCGCUGACAGGAAGCACUACACACAGAGGAAACAAAGACAAAUGCAGAGGAAAAAACUAAAACACAGUGAAACUGUCAGGGACAAGCCUGACACUAACGAUGGAUAUCUGAUUCUGGUAAUAUAUUUGGUAUAUAGUUUUAAUCAGGUUACAAAAGUUCCUCUUGGCUGCUGGUGUACAACUUGCACACAGUGUGGGCCUAAAGUUUUUUAUAUUUUUUUAUUUACCAAAAUCACAUAAUUAAUCAAUCAAAUGAAUGUGACUGUGAAUGUUGUCUAUCUGUGUUGGCCCUGCGAUGAGGUAGCAACUUUUCCAGGGUGUACCCCGCCUUCCGCCCGAUUGUAGCUGAGAUAGGCACCAGCGCCCCCCGCAACCCCUAAAGGGAAUAAGCGGUAGAAAAUGGAUGGAUGGAUAAAGGUAACACUCCAACCCCAACCCAGUUCUAACAUUACAAUACUUCUAAGAAAUGUACACGCACUUGAAAAGACAUACAAAUACAAUACUAAAAACAUUUAGUACUAGUUAAGCAAAAAUUUAUUAAAGCAGCAGUAUCAAUAACAAAGUCAGUAAUAGCUGUUCAUUGUUUUUAAUCUGAAAAUGGAUUCUAAAAAAAAAAAAUGUUUUUUUAAACAAUUGUUUUAAAUGUUUAUCCUAAUCAGAGUAAAUAUGAAUUGCAAUUAAAGUUAAAGUACCACUGAUAGUCACACACACACAUCAGGUGUGGUGGAAUUAGCCUCUGCAUUUGACCCAUCCCCUUGUUCCACCCUCUAGGAGGUGAGGGGAGCAGUGAGCAGCAGCGGUGGCAGCGCUCGGGAAUCAUUUUAGUGAUUUAACCCUCAAUUCCAACCCUUGAUGCUGAGUGCCAAGCAGGGAGGAAAAUGGUCCCAUUUUUAUAGUCUUUGGUAUGACUCGGUCGGGGUUUGAACUCCCGACCUACCGAUCUUAGGACGGACACUAACCACAAGGCCACUGAGCAGGUUUGGUUGUCAAUCAAUUUUUGGAGCACCCCUAAAAGUUUGACAUGCAGAAAACUAUCACAGUGCUAGCACUCGCAACUUUUUUGGGCCCCACAGUGUAUUUGUAUUCUUUUGUCAUACUCAGUUUUAAAAAACAAAACAGGGAUUCCUUGUUUGGGCACUGGAUUAUGUGAAAUGAUGCACAUGCAAACAGAGUAGUUUAUUCGUAUGAUUAUCAGGCCAGUAUACAAAAACCAAAAAUGUUGGCAAAUACUUUUGUCUAAAAGGGUGUAUGAAAACCAAGGUGCCGCUGUACAGUGGAAGCGAUAUUAUGGGGAUGAAGAAUAUGUGCAAUAUAUCUUGAUAUUGAUAUUUAAGAACCUUUCCAAAAACAGCUGUCCUUCAACUGUUGAAUUGAAAACGGUGAUAUUAGCUUCCUGCUCAAAAUGUCCAGUUUUCAACCUACCGUAUUUCCUUGAAUUGCCGCCAGGGCGCUAAUUAAUUUAAAACCUCAUCUCACUCCUGCGCUUACCAAAGGCAUGCGGUAAAAGUAAGCAUGCGCUAAUUAUUUUAAAACCUCUUCUCACUCUGGCACUUACCAAAGGUAUGGAGUAAAAAUUUUAAUGUGAUGUAAGCUUGAACCUUAAAUCUUACUGAAUAGCUCUUAAUCUUCUUCCCUUUAUGCAAUUUCGAAUUACCGGUAUUGAAAUCAGCCUCCUCAGUUUUGAAAAUGAUGACAGGUAGUGUCAGUCGUGACGUCACAAGUUUGACCAGGCGGUAAUAGUAAGCAUGCGCUAAUUAUUUUGGGAAGCGAGUUUGACCCGGCAGUAAUUCAAGACAGGCGCAUACUAUAUGCCCGGCAGCAAUUCAAGGAAAUACGGUAUUUUAAAUACAAUUUUAAAAAUCAUUAUGAUAGGUACUGCGAUGAGAUGGCGACUUGUCCAGGGUGUACCCCGCCUUCCGCCCGAUUGUAGCUGAGAUAGGCGCCAGCGCCCCCCCGCCACCCCAAAAGGGAAUAAGCGGUAGAAAAUGGAUGGAUGGAUUAUGAUAGGUAAUGAAAGUUUGAAUAAUUUCAUUGUUGAUAUAUAACCAAGAUUGACCUGCUAGGGCACAAUUUAAAAAUAAUUAUGAUAGGUAAAGAAAGUUAAAAUCAUUUCAUUGUUGACAUAUAACCAAGAUUGACCAAAUUCAUCCUUGUCAUUAUAAGACAAGUCUGGGCAUUUAUUUUGACUCGGGGGCCACAUUUACAGAAAAAAAUGUGUCUGGGGGGCCGGUAUAUCUAUAUUUAUGAACACUAGUACAAAACCUCACCAUAAUGUCUGAUUGAAUGCCAAAAACGUUAUGACAGACCACCUUAAAAAAAACGUAAUGUAAUUUGACAUUUUUCUAUGAAGGGUAAAACACUGAAUAUUGACAACAAAUGAACGUCACACAUCCUUUCACAUAGACACAUUUUACAAUCAAGUGAAACGCAACAAAAAUGCGACACACAGUGAAAUAUGAACGCGAAGGGUACAAAAUAAACCCACCUACAAUCUGAUACAUCACUAAGCUUUAGAACUUUGUUGUGAAAAUCUCCUUCCGCGUCUGUAGAAACGCUCCCCGCCCACACGGCUAGGUGCCUCGUCUAAGCUUCUGUGACGUAGAUUACCAUAGUAACUAAUUAGAUGCCCAUAGUAACUAAUUAGAUGACCAUAGUAACUAAUUAGAUGACCAUAGUAACUAAUUAGAUGACCAUAGUAACUAAUUAGAUGACCAUAGUAACUAAUUAGAUGACCAUUGUAACUAAUUAGAUGACCAUAGUAACUAAUUAGAUGACCAUUGUUACUAUUAUAUCAUCCAGAAGCGCUUAUUCCAACCAUUGAAAGACUUAGUAUAGUUGAAUACUUACAGUCGUUAGAAAACAUGAUUGCAGAUCAUAAUGGGAGCUACACUUUCUAUCUUAAAGAUCUAAAAAAAUUAUUUGGGAAUGUUCGGCGGGCCAGAUUGAAAAGCUUAACGGGCCCCCGGGCCUUAAUUCCCCCAGGCCUGUUAUAAGAUGUUUAAGGAAACGGGUCAAAUGUCAUAUUGGUGACCUCGACUAAACCACAGUGUUAGGUUCUAUUCUAAGAAUGUUAGUACUCCAAUUCUGUGGGGUUUUUUUUGCAAUUUCUGCGUAAUUCAUUCAUGUUUUUCCAUGGUUUUCACCGUAGCUGAAAGUGCACACAGGAAGUUCAGUUUUGUUUAUACCAAAGUCACUCAUCAGAGAAUAUUACAUGUAUAUUUUUGAACAGAUUCAGCAUUAUAUGAGCUUCAGUCACCUUGUGACUUUGCCUUUUUAGUACUAAUGGUAGUGUAGAUUUUAGAGAGGGGGGAGAUGGGUCAAAGUUUCUGUAAAAAGGGGGCUGUGUGCAACCAGAGAUUAGCAUUUAGGUGCAGCUACAAUAUCAACCGAUUUUUGUGCACACUUUUUUUUUUUUCUACUUUCAUUUUAGGUCGUGUGGUGGGUUGGUAGUCAUUUUGCUCUUUAGACAAAAGCACAAGUUCCAUUGUUUUAGUUGACUUUAUUUCAGCUUCAUUAUUAUUUCCGCGAUGUGAGGUGCAACUUGUGCGUUAUGAAAGCUGCUAAGAGACAAUGUAACUUUCUUUGUUUUCAUAUGCAGUGCUUUUCCCUCCGCUCGCGGUCAAAAGUAAUUUAUGCAAUAAAACGUUUACUUUGGUUACGUCCGCCACAGGACACCCGUAGUGGUUGUACAAAUGUCCAGUCGAAGCACAAUGUGCAAAUGCUACCAUUUUUAUUAUUUUUCUUUAGUGUAAGAAGGUAUAGAGGUGUUUAUACACACAAAGUACAACAUUGUGCUUUAAAAGUACUUUUUUUUUUUUUUAUUGCAAAAAUAAAUAAAAGCAUUUUCCUAA